Cyprinus carpio (common carp) is the source of this 3610-nucleotide messenger RNA. Its product is annotated as thrombospondin-3b-like. Gene Ontology annotation, biological process: cell adhesion. Gene Ontology annotation, molecular function: calcium ion binding. The record is from RefSeq and is a predicted model, not a curated record. NCBI's taxonomy places the organism in Eukaryota, Metazoa, Chordata, Actinopteri, Cypriniformes, Cyprinidae. Gene Ontology annotation, cellular component: extracellular region.
AAAUGCUUGUAAGUUGAUUGACAAGUGUCGUUAUCUCUCCCCCUGCAGUCGCCCGCAGCUCAGCUUCUGUUUCUCAUUGGGAUCGAAAGUGUUGAGCGCCGCAGAGUCUCAGAGGAGCCGCAGACUCACCCGCUCAGGGACGUUCAGGGAAAACCGGUCAGCGGUUUAUGUGAUGUUUUGAAGCUCUCAGACGCUUUGAGCUGCUCGAGUCUUUGGAAAACGGGAAUUUAACAGGAUUAUAUUCUAUACGGUUUAUUAAACAAUAUCUGCUGGACUUGGUUCAAGAGGAUGGAAAUGCUGAAAAUUGUACCAAGCCUGCUUGUCCUUUAUACUGCUUUUGGCCACUUCUCCGAAUCGUCGGAAUUUAAAGUGAUUAAUGUAUUGGAGCUCCAUGAUGCACGUCAGACAGCUGCAGCUAUAGAGAAUCUGUCUGGAGCUCUGCAGACGGUCAGAGAUCUGUACAUCACCUCCACCUUCAUGCUGCCACCCAAACUCGGCGGCGUUUUGUUCGGUGUCUAUGAUAAGGAGGACAACAAGAAAUACCUGGAGGUUGCUGCUGUAGGCAAGAUCAACAAAUUACUGGUGCGAUACUUGCUCUCUGAUGGAAAAGUUAAUGCUGUCAAUUUACAAAACCCAGUCCUCGCUGAGGGAGGCACCCAAUCACUUAUACUCAGAAUGAGUGGACUUAGAAGCAGUCAAAUAAACCUAGAGCUUUAUGUAAACUGCCGUUUGGUGGACUCUGCUCAGGGCCUCCCUUCAUUUGUCGGACUUCCAUCAAAGACAGAAUCUGUGGAUGUUCGCACCGGACAGAAGUCUUAUGCCAGGAUACAGGGCUCAGUAGAGUCUGUUAAACUGGCUCUCGGAGGCUCUCUAGCAACAGCUGGUCUCCUCAUUGACUGUCCAUUCCAAGGAGAUGCAGCUAUCAACAAUGCAGUAGGCAGUGACAUUAACGCCAUCCUGGGUGAUCACACCAAAGCUCUGAUCGGACAGCUGAUCAUCUUUAACCAGAUCAUGGGAGCGCUGAGAGAGGAUAUCAGAGAACAGACUAAAGAGAUGUCUCUCAUCAGAAACACCAUUCUUGAAUGUCAAGUGUGUGGAUUCCAUGAGCCUCAGUCCCGAUGUCAUCACCCCUGCUAUAAUGGCGUGAGCUGCAUGGAGAGCAUGAUGUUCCCAGGAUAUCAGUGUGGCCCCUGUCCAGAUGGCAUGACUGGAAAUGGAACACACUGCCAGGACAUUGACGAGGGAUCGUUCAAGUGUGGCCAGUGUAAAGCAGGAUUUGUGGGUCAUCAGACUGCAGGCUGUUGUGUACGGAGGACGUGUGAAACUCUGGGCUAUAAGCCCUGUGAUGUGAAUGCACACUGUGUGAUGGGCCACAACAGUGACAUUUCCUGUGUGUGUAACAUCGGCUGGGCAGGUAGUGGGAACAUCUGUGGUCCAGACUCAGACAUUGAUGGUUACCCUGAUGGGCCUCUUCCAUGCAUUGACAACGACAAACACUGCAAAGCGGACAACUGUGCAAAUACCCCAAACUCUGGUCAAGAGGACACAGAUGGAGAUGGGAUUGGUGAUCAGUGUGACGAGGAUGCAGAUGGAGAUGGAAUUAAAAAUGUUGAGGACAACUGUCGUCUAGUACCUAAUAAGGACCAGCAGAACUCUGACACAGACUCCUAUGGCGAUGCUUGUGAUAACUGCCCAAACGUUCCCAAUGGAGAUCAGCUUGAUACUGAUGGCAAUGGCAAGGGAGACAUAUGUGACAAUGAUAUUGAUGGAGAUGGCAUCCCUAACGUGUUGGAUAACUGUCCUAACAUACCCAACCCCAUGCAGACAGACCGAGAUGGAGAUGGUGUGGGCGACGCAUGUGACAGCUGUCCUGAGGUCAACGAUCCAUUGCAGUCAGAUAUGGACAACGAUUUGGUGGGAGAUGUAUGUGAUACAAACAAGGACAUGGAUGGUGAUGGAUAUCAGGACACGCGGGAUAACUGCCCUGAAGUGCCCAACAGUUCUCAGCUGGACUCAGAUAAUGAUGGCAUCGGGGACGAGUGUGAUAAUGAUGAUGAUAAUGAUGGAAUUCCAGAUAUCCUUCCUCCCGGCCCAGAUAACUGCAGACUUGUUCUCAACCCCAGUCAAAAAGAUACUGAUGCCAAUGGAGUUGGUGACAUGUGUGAGACAGACUUUGACAAUGAUAAGGUGACUGACUUGUUGGAUGCGUGCCCUGAAAGUGCAGAGGUCACUAUGACAGAUUUCAGGGCGUUCCAGACAGUCAUUCUCGACCCAGAAGGAGAUGUUCAGAUCGACCCCAAUUGGGUGGUACUAAAUAAGGGAACAGAGAUUGUGCAGACCAUGAACAGCGACCCUGGUUUGGCUGUGGGCUACACAGCAUUUAAUGGUGUUGAUUUUGAGGGUACAAUCCAUGUGAACACGGACACUGAUGACGAUUACGUGGGCUUCAUCUUUGGCUAUCAGGACUCUUCCAGCUUCUAUGUGGUGAUGUGGAAACAGACAGAACAGACAUACUGGCAGAAUUUACCUUUCAAAGCCUCAGCUCAGCCUGGACUACAGCUUAAGGCAGUGAAGUCUCGUACAGGUCCUGGUGAGUAUCUGCGUAAUGCCCUUUGGCACACAGGAGACACACCAGGUGAAGUUACUUUGCUCUGGAAGGACCCAAGAAAUGUGGGCUGGAAGGACAGAACAUCCUAUCGCUGGCACCUCACUCACCGUCCACAGGUGGGCUACAUACGAUUAAGAUUGUAUGAAGGUAAAGCACUGGUGGCAGAUUCAGGAGUCCUGAUAGACACAACUAUGAGAGGAGGGCGGCUGGGCGUCUUCUGCUUCUCUCAGGAGAACGUCAUAUGGUCUAAUCUUGGCUAUAGAUGCGAUGAUUCCAUCCCAGAUGACUUUAUUCUGUACCAGAAGCAGAUGAAUGUGAGGACAUAGUUUCUUGAGAUGUGGAGAUGCUUAUGUCUACAUGUAUGCUUGUGUAUAUGUGUGUUUGGAGUGGUAGGAAGAGAUGAUGAUUGAAAUUAGUUUUUUUUUUUUUUUUAUCUUGUGAAAUUCUAAAUCAAAAUUAUAAACUACAGUGCACAAGUUUGCAUUGUGCACCAACAUGAGUAUUAUGGUGUGGUAUAGGAAAAUUUUUACUCAACAAACCCUUAAAUACAAAGCUAAUGGAAUAAAUGUUCUAAAGAUUUAAAAGCAAAUAAGCGAUUAAUAAGGUUGUAAAAUAAUGCAGGCAAUAAAAAUGACUAAACAAGUUGACGGUGAAUUUGACAGCUUGCAAACAUUGUUAAUAAAAAUGUGUUCACAGACGUUUGUCCAUGAAAAAUAUGCAGAGUUGUGUUUCAUUGUAAACCCCCAUAAUGUCCUGAUUCGGUGAUUCAGCAUGGUUUUCCCGUCCUGUUCCUUACAAAGCCUUUUUCAUUCAAAGAGACUGAUUGUGAAGUUUUGUUCAUUUCAGUACCAUGGACAGGGCUCUACAUAUUUGCCAUGCAGUGUGCUGCAAGAGCUUACUGAAGGAAAUAAAUAAGGCCGUUUACAAAAAUGCUUUAGCAAAGACAUAAACCAUUUGGUGAUUAGAAAUGGUGUGGGAUUAGGAGCCGCAGCAAUAUAAGCA